CCCUCCCCGGACACUUCUCACUCAUUCAAGCGUCUCUGGGUUCUCCUCAACACGCCAUGUCAGACGUUACCUUUGUCACUUGAAUUCUCUUUUCUCAUUCCCUACCGAAAGAGACUAAUAAUUUGACAAUCUCGAUUUGAUGACUUGAAACAUGGCAAACAUUGGCAACUUCCAAACCUCUCUGGUUUCAGUCAGAAAUGAAAUCUCGCCUGCUCUCGUCAACGUCAAUCUGGAUAUCUCGCUCUUCCGCGGCAAUCCUGCAGUCGAAUUCCAGCGAGUGGGCUCGGCUCUAACAGCAUGGAGGAGAAAAGAGGCAGAAGACGGCAUCCUGCAUAAAACCGCCUGUCGUCUUGGCUUCCUCUUUAAUGACAUUUUGCCCGAUACUCCUGAGCUACUAAAGGCUAUUGGCAUCCGUGCGUCAGAUAUACUCGACAGUCCGAACAUCAACCCCCAAGGCACAACCCAGGAUGGCCCCUUCAAAGACUUCAUUGGUGCUGAUGGAACAUGCAUUUGGGCUGCCGCGACCUCUACACCCGCGUCUAUUGGGGCGUACCUGCUAGCAUGCAUCCUGGCCCGCGUUUGGGACGCCAAGACAGCAACGUCCAUCUGGGUUGAAUUGAUUCAUGACCGCAAGGCUCAAGUUCAAGCUCUCAUUGACGCCCGUAGACCGGUCAACCCUUAUACUGAGGCCGCCAAUUACCAGGACAUUACCCGAGAUGACCUCGCCAAAUGGGACGCAAGCGCAAGAGCCUGGCUCCGGAGGGCUGACCGCUCCAUGGACCUGAAGCAUAAUCAGUUUACCCUCAUCAUGAACAAUGUGAACACCCCAUUCAUUGAUACUGGAACGAUGUAUGAGAAAGUUACAAGGGCCUGGAUCCGUACAUUGGAGACCAUGGAGAGACUCCUAAACAACAAGCCACAACAAGCAGAUGACAAGCUCGUCUUAUUUGCCAUAUCAUCGUGGCAUCUGUAUCCGAAUCUUCUGGUCUUCCAGAAGGAAACGACUAACGUUGUGUUCGGAGACAAGCUCUUCCACGACUCGGCAGUGCUUAGCUUAGGCCUAGAGUACCGUAUGGACCAGAAAGGGAACUUCAAGACGUGGUCCCUAGCUCUGUCACAUCUUCGAUACUAUGGAAAUCCGGUCAGCGUCAGAAGCGAAGAGUCUCUUGAUCAGCGUAUUACCAGCAAACAAGUAUGGCUCGUGGCUAUGGGGACUACGCUACGCCAGUGGCAAGUCAGCCUAUCAAACGUCGACGACUCCAUUGCCUGGUUCGAGAAACUAGGGAAAGUCAUACAAGAGACCGCGCAACGCAACUCUGUUGAAAUCUCCUGGCUACGUAGAAUGUGCGAUGCAGUCUUGUCGUUUUCAACAAGUUCAGACUCAGAGCAAAAGAUGACAACGGCGCUAGUCAAAUUCGGGCACCGGCGUGCGCUGCAUUUCCUGGGAAGCCAAGGAGCCGUGCGAAAUCCGUACUUUGGGCUUGCGGAUCCCGGGAUGUUUAGAGGCAAAGACAAACACAAGACAAUCGAAGUCGGUUUUCAGUGUCUCAGGAAGUUGGCAGCUCGCGCAAAACUGCGACCAGACCAGACCGUCUUGAGUUACACGGAUCGGACUCUGGAUGGGAUCUAUACGGAAUGGGCAACACUAACACCUCAGGAUGCGUCAGUCACUGGUGUUUCCUAUCGCUCCCACAUUGAGAGGGCCGGAACUCCAGUCAAACGGAACGCUAGGUGGAUUUCCUUCAGACCAGACAAGAGAGCUAGUGGUUUGGAAAAAAGCGACCGCACAUCUCGGCGAGCAAGAGAAAUAUCUCUUGCUGGAGAUGCAUGCAAAGUUGUCUUGAAUACUUCGGACGUUCCGCAAUACCACAAUCAAAAUCAGCAUCAGCACAGCACAAGCUUAAAGACUCCAAAGGACUGGACUUGGGAAAACCCACCACCACUCUUCAAUGAGCCCGGCAUGGUGUUGGACAUGAUUUCUUUCAGUUUCAGUGACAUUCUUGGUCUCGAGUUCGAUAUUCUUGUUGCUAGAGGGCAACGUACUACUCGUGGACUAGAUAUCGCAGACAUGUACCUACAGACAAGCCUACUGUGUCUUGACAAUAGUCCAGAUCCUGAUACCGUCAUGCGCAAGCUUCUGUCCAGCAAUGUCAAGGAAACAAAGGGACAAACCAAACACGGUGCCCAGACCGUUGCGGAACUCCAGCCUCCAUCGAAUACUUCAACCGCGUCGGAAAGCUCGCAAAACUCGCUUCGAAGUGCCCCUCUAGAAUGGCUUGUGUCUCUACGUGCACUGGAGAUAGCCUCGGCUCUUUACGACAACAUGCCAACAGCUACCAUCUCGUUGAGAAUUGUGGAACAAAAGCUUCACAAGGCCCGCUGGCUUCCAGAGUCUCUCAGGAGCGAACAUGUAGGAAGUGCCAACAACGUGUUAUCAACAUCCACUGAAGAAUAUUGUCGAAAUAUGUCUCGUGAGAAUUCACUAGCUUGCAUCGCGAUGUUCGAGUCUGGGAUCUUCAAUAUCAGCACCGAUGAAACGAGGGACGUCAUCGCCAUGAGCUGCGAAGACUCCAUUUUCGUCGCCGGGAUUCUUCUUAGCGACCCGAGAUCAUCAUCACUUGGUAACUUGGGAAUGAACUUCCGACACCUCGUAGGAAACGUAGGCAAGCCAGGCAUGGUUCUAAUGAUUGCGCCACGAGAUCCCAUGAUCCGUGCUCGUAAGUACAACACGAGCAUGAUUCAACACCAGAUUUACGAUGGGAAAAGCCGAGAUAGCUUCCAAGGGACUUCGCUUCAUCUAUCAUUCACGGAUUGGAAAUUGCCUCUUGGGUCAGUGGAUGGCCGUGGGCAAACUGGACAGAUCGACAACGAGGUCGUCCUGAUAGAGUCAGUCAUCGCUGUUCAACAGGAUGGUCAAUGGGUUGCCGACAUCGAUGUCCUGCAGAUUGAAAGGGCGGGUCUGACUACUGUCGACGAUUUCGAGUGUAUCUGUGAUCGCGGUGACUUACCCGAAGUCGACAUUGUUACGCUAGACUCUUGGGAAGAGCUUCUAGACCCCCCAGCGUCACCGGCCAUCAUGAGAGCAAACAAGAACUGGGCGGCAAGACUCGCCGCCGCGUCAAUCCUGACUCAACAGGGCCACAAUCAUUGUUUGGCUGUCCUUGGGGACGAUUCUAUUUGUUGGAGAUGCUUGAAUGAGGCAUACACAGACCCUGAACCUCAUUUCCCAAACUUCAUCAUUCACUAGCGAAGGGCCUAGUCCUCAUCCCCUAGAAUAAGUAGGGAGUCGGCUGUGAAAUGAAUAAAAUAUCAUUAAUUAGCCUGAGAUGCUUCAUGUACAUACUUAUAGUACCUGUCAUUACCACCAAAACGGUUCUCAUUGACUCCUAACAAAGAGUAUGUUCUUAAAUAGGACCCAGAGAGAAAGAAACUCUAUAUGCAUGUGUUCAAACUUUCUUCCAUCAUCCUUUCAGAAGUCUGUCCUAGCAG
Colletotrichum acutatum is the source of this 3489-nucleotide messenger RNA. RefSeq lists its product as uncharacterized. Lineage: Eukaryota; Fungi; Ascomycota; Sordariomycetes; Glomerellales; Glomerellaceae. Bases 152 to 3247 code for a protein of 1031 amino acids. The transcript is spliced from 2 exons. The record is from RefSeq and is a predicted model, not a curated record.